AUGAAGGGGGUCCAGAAUCGCCGAACGCUCGAGAAAAUCCUGAGUCGUGCCCAAGCCGAGCCUGCGACCAGCGCCGACGACACGCAAGACGCUCCUGGCCUGCAUUCGGAUCUGGAGGGCACUUCCAGUGCCCAACUCGCGACGAGUGCCCUCGAGGGUUGCGACUACUCCCAACCAGCGUUGCCAGGGACAAUCACUCCCAUGGACCCUCACAAUUUGAUGCAGAAUCUGGAUCAGGACCUGCAGGGAAACUCCCGCCGCCUGACGAGGAGGAUCCUGCGUUUACUGGGAGAGCAGUUCCCCGUCGGUCAAGGGAACGACGCUGCUCCCGCAGUCGAAGCAUCGCGUGGCCUCCACGAUCUUCUGCCCUCCAUCACCAACAUCGCCAAGCAAGGCUGGAACCUCGACGAGCGCGGCAAAGCCAAGAGGGCCAGACGAGUUGCCGAGUUGCCCGUUGCCGAGCUGCCCGUCGAGGACUCGAAGCUGCUAGAGGCGUGGACCCCCGAGGCUCUGCAGGAGACCGUGAGCGAGGUGACGAGGUAUUUCGAGUACGGGCUUCGGGGCUCCAAGCGCGAUGUGGCCAGAGACUUGGACCCGCUCCAGAGAGGGUUGAUCACCGAGACCAAGGCUCAGCAGCUCUUUCAAGCAUUCUUUGACAUGGUACACCCUCAGUGGGCAAUGCUUGACCCUCAACUGCACACACUCGAAUUUGUCCGUGUACAAUCAGCUCUCCUCACGGCCACGAUCCUCGCGCUGGGAUCCAUAGCGCUGGCAACAAUGCCCGAAAGGACCGAUGAGCAGGUUGCCGAGGCCAUGAAACUGCACGCCCAUGCCGAGAAGAUGAGCCUGGUUGUCUACUCGACAGGGGCGCGGUCAAUCGAGAUCGUGCAGGCCCAAGUUCUACUGUCACGCUUUGGAUUGGCCUCGCGGACCCGCCUGGACGAGCAGCGAUGGGUUCGUUCGGCCAUGAUUCCUCGCAUGGCGGCCGAGAUUGACCUGAUGUCUCACACUCCCUGUGGAGUUGAACAGGACGCGGAUCCGGACCUUGAGACGCAGGGAUGGAACUGCCUGCGUACAAGGGCGUUCAUGAUACUCAAUGAGUACAGGUUCUUCACCUUCUCCGGCCGUGCCCCAGUCAACCUGUCCUACUUCGAGCUGGACGACCGCGAGAUAGAUGAAAUUACGCGGCUUUGGGCGGAUCAUCCGUCAUCCAGCCUUCCGGCGCUGUAUCAUCUAUAUCUCUUUCAGAACGAAGUGCGGCGGAGACUCGAGUCAACCCGGACUGCCGCAGCCCUUGCGACCCUGCAGCUGAAAGGCGACCUCGUCUGGGUGACGGAUCACACCGAAAGAUGGAUCGCGACCUGGGCCGAAGGGCUCAAGUCGCGCCGCACUUACUGGCACCUCGUCCACGACGCCCUCAGCUGUCAACUGCUGCUGUCAUCUAGGAUCAUUGGCCGGCUCCCGCAGUCCAGCGACAUGGCACAGUACCAACACCACCUGCUCAACAUCUCGCUGCGCAUCUUCCAGUGCGCCCUUGCGACGCCUCAUGCCACCCACAUGACCCACCGGGCCAGCACCUUUGCCUUUGCUGGGGCCAUCAUCCUUCGGUUUGGCGAUCGGCGCGACAUGGUCCUUCGGCUGGCCCUCCGCAUGGCAGGGGACCCUUGCAGGGCAUGCGUGCCCACGUUUGUGCGGAACGCGGGGAAGCAACUACUAGCUAUGCUAUGCGCGAACCACGGCCAACCACAACCGGCUGCCCAGCCCACUGAGCCCUCAACCGAGACCUUGGUGUUCAGCACCCCUGGACUGUCGCCGCAGCAGGCCACCGCGACCGACCAAGAUGAUCCCAAGCCCCAGCAUAGACGUCAGCCAGGCCUUCAAGAGCAGGGUUCUCCGGCGAGUGGCGAUCGGCAUGAGCAUCAAUACUCGCCGGAUCAUAGCACAGCCUUGCAGUAUCUGGAAGAUCCCCCCUCAUGGGACUCCGGCGCCGUUGAACAACCGCAAGCGCAGUCGGACACGCAACCGGCCGAAUGGACGAUGCUCGCAUCGCAUGUACCAGUCUUUGCCUCGCCCUCGGUGCUUAAUGCCGGCGACCCGGCAACCAGCGUGGGCAACUUCUUCAACCUCGACACGUCGUUUGACUUUCCCUACGUGGCAAACUCGGCGAGUCCGCAGAACGCCGUCUUUUCGUCGCACGAGCUUGUGUCUGACUUUGAGAUGCUCGCCGGAGACACUUUCAUAGGACCUGCUGGAUCAGCAACGCGGCAGGGAAUCUUUGAUGACAUCCUGUCAGUCUUUGACGGGCCCGGCAGCUCCACGGAUGCUCCGCAACGGUCAAUGUUUGCUGAUGCAGGCAAGAUUGCGGCACCUGACCCGGGCUUCAACCUGGAUGCCAACGGUGGACUCGCAUCACUCGAGAAUGCCCUUUCCCUGCCGGAAAGCUUCGCCGGUGUUGGGGACAUGAACCAGUCUCGGGGUCAGCAGGAAUCCCGACAAGUUCUGUACUCUAUCAUCGGAAGGCUUUUACAACUGGCGUCUUCCGGCUAG
Molecule: messenger RNA, 2547 nt
Organism: Fusarium falciforme
Lineage: Eukaryota; Fungi; Ascomycota; Sordariomycetes; Hypocreales; Nectriaceae
Exons: 7
Coding region: 1-2547 (848 amino acids)
Source: RefSeq, a predicted model, not a curated record